AUGAGCAAGGCGGCCAAACGCGCCGCUCUUCAGCGGUUCAGCGAUAACAAAAUUUUGGAUCUCAUACCUCACCCGAAUCUGGGUCGUCCCCAUGGCACCAACGACUACUCGCCACUGCCUGAGGAGGACAGCGACGGCAACUCAAUCGAAGAAACCAUUGCCAAAUACCCCGGCGGUUUCGACCCGGAGCAACACACCGACAAUCGCGAGCACGCCCGCGUACAGAUCCUGAAGCAAGUUUAUGGGGGUCUGGGCGAGAGCAACGUCCAGUGUUUUCUCGGCAAGAUUCUAGUCGAGCCUGCCAACGACACCACAGCUGUUCAUGCUCGUCUCGAGGAGGGCAGCCACGUUCUCGUCAAGGUGAUCGACCACGUCUUGUUCGAGUCAGACGCUCUGCUAGCGGAUUCGCAAUUCACCCGCGAAGGCGCUGCGCUCAAUCACUUCUACAAGAACAAGCUCACUGGCCCCGACCACAUCAUUCCCGAAUUCUUCGGCACGUGGGUCCUCAAGGUUGAGGAACGGCGCAGCGUCAGAUGUGUCGGGAUCGUUCUCACGGAGUUCGUCCAGGGUGUUUCCAUCAGAGCCUUGUCCACCUUUGACAAAGAAUCCGAAAUGUUUCUCCCCAAGGAAAACCCGGUUUCCGUCCCCAAGGUUGACGGCGGAACGAUCUCGCUUACGAUGAAGGCCAAGACCACCAGACUGAGAUUUCUCAAACAGCUCCUCGGCGAGUCUGUUAAGCACUUGAAGGCAGGCAUCGAGCGCGACUCUUGGUGCAUCCAUCGCAUCCUCGUCACCAAUCUUGAGAAAGGAACGGUGCUGAGACACCCGCGGCCUGUGUUGCUGCAUCUUUCCUUCAGCCAGGUGUAUUCCCUGACGAAAUGGCCCAGGAUGAGAGGAGAGCCGCCGACGCUUCGCUUCGAGGAGCUCUCGAGACCCAUCCAUCCCUUUGAGGUCUUCGAUCUUGACAACAUUGCGAAUCUCGAAGGCUGGCUUCCACCCGAAUGGGUUAACGAACCCUACAAGUAUGACGGAUGGCUGUUGCUUGAGUUCGGAGUACCUGGCCAGGCCCGUCGCCACGAAGCAAGCUACAGUACUUACGACGAGAAACCGGAGCUCCUGGAUGCUGAGGAGCAUGCCAGACGAAAGGAGCGCCUGGACAAGGCGAUCGAAUACUGCGACAAGCUGAAGCAGUAUGCCUUGCAACGGCCCGGGACCCGAUACCCGAGCCGCAAGAGACGAGGCCCUGAGCAGGAGCCUCAAGCGGCCAAGCGCAUCCGCGGCGACGAAUCGAGCCAUGCCGGCAGAGAAUCUCUCAGACCAUCCUCCCCGUCUCAAUCACCAAUGUCGACCACGUCUUGCUUUGAAGUUAAUGACCCGCAAGACGGCGACCACCCGCCAGGGGUGGGACACGAGCCUGUCCAUGACGAGUGGUUUUUGUUCUACAACGGCGGUCCAAAGGAGCGAUCGCAGAGCGAGUAG
Molecule: messenger RNA, 1479 nt
Organism: Colletotrichum karsti
Lineage: Eukaryota; Fungi; Ascomycota; Sordariomycetes; Glomerellales; Glomerellaceae
Exons: 1
Coding region: 1-1479 (492 amino acids)
Source: RefSeq, a predicted model, not a curated record